AGAGGCAGGACGCUUAUCCAAAGCGGAGCAGAGGAAGCGAGAACCCGGGGAAGAGGCAGGGAGCGCACGUACAAGGCCGCGGUUGUAGUCAGCAGCAAUCGUUAGAGAGUUCAUGGCUGUGAAAAUGACCCAGUGCGUCCACAGGGUGUUGUAUCUGUCGGUUCUGGUUGCGUUCGCCGCCUGCAACGCGCCCCCGGUACCGUUAGACGACAUCAUCAUUGAGAAAACUUUUGUGCCAGAGCAGUGCGGACGCGCAGUGAAAGUAGGGGACUAUGUCAGGUAUCACUAUAACGGGAUGUUCCCCGACGGAAAGAAGUUCGACUCCAGCUAUGACCGCGGCAGCACCUACAACGUGUAUGUAGGCAAGAAGCAGCUGAUUGAAGGGAUGGACAGAGCCCUGGUGGGAAUGUGUGUCAACGAGAGAAGACUGGUCAAGAUCCCGCCACAGCUUGCCUAUGGAAAGCAGGGAUACGGCGACAUCAUCCCCCCCGACUCCAUCCUCCACUUCGACGUCCUGCUGCUGGACGUGUGGAACCCAGAGGACGGUGUUCAGAUCAACACCUACUACACCCCUCCCAUCUGCUCCAGGAAGGUGGAGGUGUCGGACUAUGUGCGCUACCACUACAACGGGACACUGUUGGAUGGGACGCUCUUCGAUUCCAGCCACACUCGUCUGCGUACCUACGACACUUAUGUUGGGAUUGGCUGGCUGAUAGCCGGUAUGGACCAGGGACUGCUGGGGAUGUGUGUCGGAGAGAGACGCAUCAUCACCAUGCCCCCGUCGCUUGGAUACGGCGAGAAUGGAGAUGGUAGCGACAUCCCAGGACAGGCGUCUCUGGUGUUUGAUGUUGUCCUGCUGGACCUCCACAACCCCAGAGACAGCAUCACAGUGACCAAUCAGCAGGUGCCUGAGCCCUGCACCAGGAAGACUGUUGCUGGGGACUUUGUACGUUACCACUACAACGGCUCACUGCUUGAUGGAACGUUCUUCGACUCCAGCUACUCACGUAAUCGUACCUAUGACACCUACGUGGGCCGGGGCUAUGUGAUCGCCGGCAUGGAUGAGGGGCUGAUCGGAGUCUGCAUUGGAGAGAGACGCACCAUCACCAUCCCCCCACAUCUGGCCUAUGGAGAGGAGGGCACAGGCACAAAGAUCCCAGGCUCGGCGGUGCUGGUGUUUGACGUUCACAUCAUAGACUUCCACAACCCGUCGGACAGCACUGAGAUCACCGUUACCUACAAGCCGGAAGUGUGUGACAAGCAAACCAAGAAGGGAGACUUUGUCAAAUAUCACUACAAUGCCUCCCUGAUGGACGGCUCGCCCAUCGACUCAACGUAUAACUAUGGAAAGACAUACAACAUCGUCCUUGGAGCCAAUCAGGUGGUGCCAGGGAUGGAGGACGGACUGAAGGACAUGUGUGUGGGAGAGCGCAGACACCUUGUCAUUCCUCCUCAUUUGGGCUAUGGGGAGAUGGGAGUCACUGAUGAAGUCCCUGGCAGCGCCGUGCUGUUGUUCGACAUUGAGCUGAUGGAGGUGGAGGAGGGACUUCCUGAGGGCUACAUGUUCAUCUGGAACGAAGACGUCUCCCCCGACCUCUUCACCGAGAUGGACGUGGACCAGAACAAGCAGGUGGAGCCCUCUGAGUUUACUGACUACAUCAUGCGCCAAGUGACGGAGGGCAAGGGCCGCCUGGCUCCCGGCUUUGAUCCUUACCGCAUCAUCGACAACAUGUUCUCCAACCAGGACCGUAAUGGAGACGGAAAGAUCACAGAGGCGGAGUUCAAACUUAAAGCAGACGAAGCCGCCGCUCAUGACGAGCUAUGACGGGGCCGGGGUGUGAGACUUGGGUGAGGGCCUGGGGUGGGAAAGGGGAGGGUGGGCAUUUCAGGGUAAAUAUUUGGCUGGUAUGUGGAUGAUAGAGGGAGAUGGCACAGGGUUCUAUAUGUGUACAGUUAGCUAAAAACAAAUGUGCUCAAAGGGCUGUCCACCUUCAUAAACUGAUGCAAGGAUACAGAAUCAGAGGAGUGUCAGAGGAAGUCUUGUACUUAAAGGAAUACUCCAACAUUUUGGGAAAAAUAUCUUUAACUGACUUACCUGGACUGAGACAAGAUGUUUGAUACCAUUUUCACCUCUGUACGUCCAGUGGUUCGGGUCCUAUGGGUAACGUUUCGUCUUAGCUUAGCAUAAAGACUUGAAAUCUAUGGGAGUCAUUAGCCUGAAAAAAAAAAAAAAAAAAAAACUCACAGCAACUCUUAAGCUGUCUUAUUCACAUAAUAUGUUGUUCUUUUUUUUUAAAUUCCAAAACAUGUUUUUCAAAUACACAUGACACAUUGUGUAAAUAAGACCACUUCGGAGUUACUGUAAGGUUUAUUUUUUUACGUUGACAGAGCUAGGCUAACAACCCCCAUAGACUUUAAGUCUUUAUGCUAAGCUAAAACACUCUGGGAAAGUCAGAAAAGGGGAAUUUUACCCAAAACGUUUAAGUAUUCCUUUAAAAUAUUGUCCAGGAAAUAAAGUAUAGGAUCAAAGGAAGAUUUGGGAACUAAAUGUUUAAAAAGAUAGUUAAACAUCUACGUUGAGGACAGUAAUAAUUGUGGUUGACUUUUGUUUACCUCCUCUCACAUCAAGUUCUUUGUCUUUUCUGUAAUUUUUUGUGAUAUUUUUAUAUGGAGGAGUACAAAGGUACUCAUAUAUGAGAGAACAAAGCAACACCUCGCUUCAUGCUCUCUGCAUUAGACACUCCUUGGGUCAACUGUCCCCCUUUCCUCUAUGUUUUAUUCUUCUUAACAUUUCUUAGUUGUGUGAAACUAUAAUUUCACUGGGUGUCAGCUUGUCUCUGAAAGGUCCAACAGUCUGCUGAGGAGUCAAGCAGCAUGUGAUUACUCACUCUAAUAUCUUGUGGGUGAGGGGAAUUUUAUUUUGCCUCUUGGAUCUCACGGUGUUUCUGAAUGUUACAUCACGAGUGCAUCAUUCAUUUCUUUUCUGAAUGGAAAGAAACGGGACAGAUCACUAUCCAAUAACCCUCGUGCACAGGAUAGGAUUUGAAUAUUUUACAGAUGGGACUUUCCGACAUUUUCACUUGUAUCUGUUUUUAUCUGUUCACAUGCAUUUUGUUUUUCCUGCUGUCAAAUCAUCCUCCCACGACACUGAAAUUUCUGAAAUUGUGAUGUGUUACUGCGGCUUCUCAGUCCUUUAUCGCCUGUCUUUGUCUUCACCCAGAACUUGACACUUGACCCCUUUUUAGGAUUUUGUGUGUGUGUCUGUGUGUGUGUGCGCGCAUGUGCAUAUGUGAUUGUGAGAGAAAGAAAAGAGAGAAUAGCUUAGUGUGUGUGUGUGUGUGUGUUUUUUUUUUUUACUUUUUCAUACACAACAAAACUGAGGCUUGAUGGUAAUGAUGUCAACACAAAAGUUUAAACUGAUUAAAGCACCAGAGCUACCUGUG
Molecule: messenger RNA, 3443 nt
Organism: Myripristis murdjan (pinecone soldierfish)
Lineage: Eukaryota; Metazoa; Chordata; Actinopteri; Holocentriformes; Holocentridae
Gene: fkbp9
Product: FKBP prolyl isomerase 9
Exons: 10
Coding region: 113-1825 (570 amino acids)
Cellular component (GO): endoplasmic reticulum
Molecular function (GO): peptidyl-prolyl cis-trans isomerase activity; calcium ion binding
Source: RefSeq, a predicted model, not a curated record